AAGCUGGGGAGAACAGCGUAGUUAUAAGCAAUUUCUCCGUAUACUCAAAAAAAUCCCCUAGAGAAAAACAUCCUGUUCCCCAUCCAGGUUAUCAUGCGCUUCAAGGCACCCUGUCCCUACGCUUCCCGCUGCUAGGCUACUUAAGUAUCUCACGAACCAUGAGUUACGUUCCGGGCCGCGCAGUAGUAGCUGUCGCUCGCCCUUCGCUACGCUGCGCAUCACCCAAGGUUACAACGGCUUGGAAACCGGCUGCUACUACUACCGUCCCCCUCGCGAAGACCUUCUCUACAUACCGUGUUCGACCUACGUCAAGAACAAUUGAGGCGGCUCCACGAAUAUGGAAUCGACCACAAUCGGUGGUUCUCGGUGGUGUCUAUCUCCUACAUGUUCGACAAUAUGGCUCCGAACCAGCAAACAAGGAGAGCCAGAGCGAUGACCCGGAAUAUCUGAGGACAAUUGAAGAGAUCAGGAAGAAACAGCGUGAGACUCCGUGGCAGCGAGAGGGUUCGAGCGAGUCUCCGGUGCGCAAGCAGCGGUCUGCUACUGCAAUGACCAAGGGGAAGCUUCUAACCACCCCCUCGCGACUCUUGAAACUCAUACUACCGGUAACGACUCGCGACCAUAACGAUGACCGGAAAGAUAUCGAGCCCUUGGCUCUUCUGGUGCAUCCUCAACAACCCCUGUCUUACUUGGAACGGCUCAUCCAAGCAGAAAUACCUCCCGUCAAGGCUGCCGAUGGCAAUGUGAAGCCUCCAUCGAUCUCUUUCAUGGCGAUGGAGAUAGAAGACGAUGUAGUGAAACCGAGACCUGCAAAGGAUCAAAAGGACGUUGAAGAGCAAAAACAAGAGGAGGCGCAGCCUCGUCGCUCGCGCAAGAAGGGUGGUCCGAUCGAAGAUUCGCAUAGAUACUUGGAACGACCAGACCCGGCGGAAAGCGGCCAGACUCAGCGGUUCGUCCGCUGGUCGGCUUCCACGGAGGUUGGAGAUUUUAUCAGAGACGCGGCCCGCGCGAAGGAAUUCAUCGUGGUUAUUGAAGGAUCGCCUCUUGGCGAAAUACCCGUCGCAGUGCCCUCGUUUGAAGAUCGGACUUACUAUUUGAGGAUGAGGCUAAGGAAAGUGUCGAAAGAGCUGAAGAGUAUGGCCGUGAUCAAAGAGGAGUGUGAUGCGCUCGCCCAUCGCGGGGCACAGAGGGUUGCGAUGGGUGGUUUUGGUGUUCUCGUCUUCUGGUGGUACCUGGUCUAUCGGUUGACUUUCGAAACGGACCUGGGAUGGGACACCAUGGAACCAGUGACCUAUCUGGUCAGUUUGUCUACGCUAAUGGGCGGUUACCUCUGGUUCCUGUACCACAACCGAGAAGUGUCUUAUCGAUCUGCUCUUGAUUUCACUAUCAAUAAACGCCAGCAAGCCUUAUACCAAACGAAGGGUGUGGAUCUACAGCGGUGGGAAUCGCUCAUUGACGAGGCCAAUUCAUUAAGAAGGGAGAUUAAGUCCAUCGCCGCCGAGUACGACGUGGACUGGGACGAAAAAGCAGACGAAGGAGAUGAACGAGUCACCAGAGCAUUGAAGCAGGACAGAAAACAAAAGAACGGAAAGUCCCGAGACUCGAACUCGAAGGAGGACGAGGAAGACGAGUGAAACAACCGGAACCCCAAAGAAAUAUUUUUGUCCCUUUCCAGCCAUUAUUGCCU
Molecule: messenger RNA, 1687 nt
Organism: Paecilomyces variotii
Lineage: Eukaryota; Fungi; Ascomycota; Eurotiomycetes; Eurotiales; Thermoascaceae
Exons: 3
Coding region: 159-1634 (491 amino acids)
Biological process (GO): mitochondrial calcium ion homeostasis; calcium import into the mitochondrion
Cellular component (GO): uniplex complex; mitochondrial inner membrane
Molecular function (GO): uniporter activity; calcium channel activity
Source: RefSeq, a predicted model, not a curated record